CAUUAUCACCUUAAUUUAUCCUUUAGAUUUAAUACGAAACUGAAGAGUUCCACUGAAGCCUGCGGCCGGAACGCUCUCUCUCCCUCCUCUCCUCUUCACAGAAAAACCCUCGCUCGGGAAGAAGAAGUGGGGCAGCAGAGCUAGCGUCCGCCGAUCACCCCCUCGCGUUUGCUCUGCCUUCUGACCAUGCCGAAGAAUAAGGGAAAGGGAGGAAAGAACAGGAAGAGAGGAAAGAAUGAAGCUGAUGAUGAAAAGCGUGAACUUGUUUUCAAGGAAGAUGGGCAGGAGUAUGCUCAAGUACUUCGCAUGCUCGGUAAUGGCCGAUGUGAAGCAAUGUGUAUUGAUGGGACCAAGCGCCUUUGCCACAUAAGAGGGAAGAUGCACAAGAAGGUUUGGAUCGCAGCAGGUGAUAUCAUACUUGUGGGGCUUCGCGACUACCAGGAUGACAAGGCUGAUGUGAUCCUCAAGUACAUGCCUGAUGAGGCCAGGCUCCUUAAGGCAUAUGGAGAGCUUCCUGAGAACACACGUCUCAAUGAGGGUAUUGCUGGUGGCCUCGAUGAGGAGGAUGAAGGCCCCGGUGAUGAUUAUAUUGAAUUCGAAGACGAAGACAUUGAUAAGAUCUAAGCUGGGUUUGAUAAACGCCACUAUUUGGUUACCCCGAAUGUUUCUUGCCAUUGAGUUAUAUUUGCUGAUGGCCAAGUACACAGUAUUUGGUAUCCGUGUUAUAAAGUUGGAUCUGUCUGUGAACCCUCCCGUAAUCUUCAUUUUACCCAGCGCAAGAUUCUAUAUUUGCCCUGUCUCUGCAAGUAAUUACCCUUUGCACAGGUAAUAAUUAAGUUGCCCUAGGGAAGGCAGGUGAUUUCUAGGUGCGGCUGAAGGGUCGAAGUGUUUAAUUCAAUUUCAUUC
Eucalyptus grandis is the source of this 906-nucleotide messenger RNA. RefSeq names its product eukaryotic translation initiation factor 1A. Gene Ontology annotation, biological process: translational initiation. NCBI's taxonomy places the organism in Eukaryota, Viridiplantae, Streptophyta, Magnoliopsida, Myrtales, Myrtaceae. Gene Ontology annotation, molecular function: translation initiation factor activity; RNA binding. The transcript has 2 exons. Gene Ontology annotation, cellular component: cytoplasm. The record is from RefSeq and is a predicted model, not a curated record. Bases 187 to 624 code for a protein of 145 amino acids.